AUGACUGCGAUCACAAUUCGAUUGGUUGGAGAAAACGACGAUCGUUUGUUCAAGGGUAUCAAAGUGGAUAAUAAGAUUCCUUAUGUUGACCUAAAGAAGGAAAUUCAAUCUGUGACACAUAUUCCACCCAAGUUUCAACAACUCCAAUUACGUGGUGAAGAUCUUCCCGUUGUUGAGCGUCCCAUUCAGGACAUCAAGUUUGGCGAAGAAAUUGUUGUCAAACAUUAUCUUCUAGAAUCCUGGCGUGCGUAUUUGUUGCUUUGUGACAGCGCCAAGGAUAUCAAAAAAGGAAAACCUGAACGAACAAAAUGUGCGCAAAGAGCUAUAGCCAAUUCACAAAAACUCGAGGAUUCCGGAUUUUUCGAAGCCUACGUCAACUUUGUGACAGUUUGGACCGACACUAUCGGUCAAAUGAUGAGGUUUGUCGACCGAACGCGAAACGCUUUUGAACAAAGCGCUACAAAAUUCUUCACCAAGAUGUUUCCCAAUUCAACAAUAAGCUUUAAGCCUAAGCAAGGCGGUAGUCGAGCAGGGAUUGUGGUGACUGUCACUUGCAAUGGAGAAGAGACACUUUACUAUAUGAACUUAUCAUCACGCCGGUUCUUCAAUUUCCCUGCAAAAUGCAUCAAAGCGACACCUGCCGGAUCUUCGCGAAAUGCUUACCUGCUCUCACUUAUCCUUGGCAUACGCGACUUGAAUGAGGGAAACAUUGGUUCAACCAAGGAGAAAGCCCUGUCUAUCAUUGAUUUUUACGUUCCGGAUACUGACAACUUUCUACGACGGAGAAUGCUCGAUGAUUUGAAGAAUAAGAGCAACUUUGGUGGACUAGGAAAAGCCAAUGAAAUUCUCACUGAAAUAGGCCAUGAAGAGAGGAUGAAAAUUGUCAAGGAUGCCCUGCCCCAUUGGAGUCGAAUCAAAAGCAUAACAAGCGAUAUCAUUGGUAUUGAGAAAAGCGAAUUACGGGAAGAUGGAAUAAAGUUCGGGACUGCUACAAAUGACGUAGAAAAUUAUCUUCAAGACAUCAAAUUGAAUUAUGACUCGAUAUGUUUAGCUUUUCAGUAG
This is a messenger RNA of Caenorhabditis briggsae, 1062 nucleotides long. The record is from RefSeq and is a predicted model, not a curated record. The coding region runs from base 1 to 1062 and encodes 353 amino acids. Lineage: Eukaryota; Metazoa; Nematoda; Chromadorea; Rhabditida; Rhabditidae. The transcript is spliced from 5 exons.